GUUUGUUUGUGUAGACAAAAAAUGAGGAGCCAAAUUUUCACGAUUCCGAUUGAUACGCAUUAUACGAGUCUCCGCAUUAAUCUUUCUUCCCGGUUUCCGGCGUCUAAGAAAACCUCAUCUCUCCGAUCGGGUUCCUCCCCGCCGGUUGAGAUGAUUUUUUGAUUCUGCGCGACCAUUCUUGUGUCAAUGGGAUGUUUCCAUUCUUCCAUGAGGAAUAUGUAUCCUUCGUAUGAAGACCCGAGGAAACUUGCUUCUCAAACAGCUUUCAGUGUCAGUGAAGUCGAAGCGCUAUUUGAGUUAUUCAAGAGCAUAAGUAGUUCUGUAGUCGACGAUGGGCUAAUUAGCAAGGAAGAAUUCCUACUAGCUAUGUUCAAGAAAAAAACGAAACAUAAUCUAUUUGCAAACAGGAUCUUUGCUCUUUUUGACGUUAAACGUAAAGGGGGGAUCGAUUUUGGCGACUUUGUUAGAUCACUCAACGUGUUCCACCCCAAUGCUCCUCUAGAAGAAAAAAUUAAUUUUUCAUUCAAGCUUUACGAUUUGGAUGGAACCGGAUACAUUGAGCGCCGAGGGGUUAAACAAAUGCUGAUAGCACUUUUACAUGAGUCUGAACUGAAACUCGCUGACGAGACCAUUGAGACAAUAUUGGACAAUACAUUUUUAGAGGCGGAUGGAGACCGGGAUGGAAAGAUAGACAAAUCAGAAUGGCGGGCUUUUGUUACGAAAAACCCUUCGUUGUUGAAGAUAAUGACGCUUCCUUAUUUAAGGGAUAUCACAACCUCAUUUCCAAGCUUUGUUUUCAAUAGUCAAGUUGAAGAGAUUGUAUCAUGACAAAGGAGGAAUGAACAAAAGCCCUAGCUAGUUCUAUUCUUGUCAAUCAUAACUAGUAAAUGUGUUGAUAGAGGAGGUUUAUGACAUGUUUAAACCCCAACAAAAUUUAAUAAGAAAAAAGAAAAAAUAACUGCAGCAUUUUGUAAUGUACAAUCAAGAGCUACCUUGAUUUAUAAAGUUGUUGAUUGGCAUUUGUUAUUUUUC
Messenger RNA from Helianthus annuus (common sunflower), 1032 nucleotides. Its product is annotated as calcineurin B-like protein 9. The transcript has 9 exons. Gene Ontology annotation, biological process: calcium-mediated signaling. The coding region runs from base 187 to 828 and encodes 213 amino acids. Gene Ontology annotation, molecular function: calcium ion binding; kinase binding. The record is from RefSeq and is a predicted model, not a curated record. NCBI's taxonomy places the organism in Eukaryota, Viridiplantae, Streptophyta, Magnoliopsida, Asterales, Asteraceae.